UUGAAGAGUAGCCAAUUUCUCCAAACAUGGCCAACAUUUGGCCUCAACUAGUGUGUGCCUUGGCACUAUGCUUGCUGGCUGCUCAAGUAGCUGCUGAUAAAGACGACCUUUACGAAUAUUCAUCACCGCUACCACCUAUAUCACCUUAUUAUCCUCCUGCAUAUUAUUACAAAUCUCCACCACCACCACCACCUCCUCCCACACGUCCACCAUAUAUUUACAAAUCCCCACCACCUCCAUCACCUUCACCUCCUCCCCCUUACGUCUACAAGUCUCCACCUCCCCCAUCUCCAUCACCCCCUCCCCCAUACAUUUAUAAGUCUCCUCCUCCACCAUCUCCUUCACCACCUCCACCUUAUGUCUACAAGUCCCCACCACCUCCAUCACCAUCUCCACCACCACCAUACAUCUAUAAGUCACCACCCCCACCAUCACCAUCCCCACCUCCACCUUAUGUCUACAAAUCCCCACCUCCCCCAUCACCAUCACCCCCUCCCCCUUACAUUUAUAAGUCUCCUCCUCCACCAUCAUCUUCACCACCUCCUCCAUAUGUCUACAAGUCCCCACCACCCCCAUCACCAUCUCCACCACCCCCAUACAUCUAUAAGUCACCACCUCCACCAUCACCUUCCCCACCUCCACCUUAUGUCUACAAGUCCCCACCACCUCCAUCACCACCUCCACCUUAUGUCUACAAGUCCCCACCACCUCCAUCACCAUCUCCACCUCCACCUUAUGUCUACAAGUCACCACCCCCACCAUCACCUUCCCCACCUCCACCUUAUGUCUACAAGUCCCCACCACCUCCACCACCAUCUCCACCGCCACCUUAUGUUUACAAAUCUCCACCUCCCCCAUCACCAUCACCCCCUCCCCCUUACAUUUAUAAGUCUCCUCCUCCACCAUCGCCUUCACCACCUCCUCCAUAUGUCUACAAGUCCCCACCACCCCCAUCACCAUCUCCACCACCCCCAUACAUCUAUAAGUCACCACCUCCACCAUCACCCUCCCCACCUCCACCAUAUGUUUACAAGUCCCCUCCACCUCCAUCACCAUCACCUCCCCCACCAUACAUCUACAAGUCCCCACCACCUCCAUCACCUUCACCUCCUCCCCCUUAUAUGUACAAGUCUCCACCUCCUCCAUCUCCGUCUCCCCCUCCUCCAUAUAUUUAUAAGUCUCCUCCUCCACCAUCUCCAUCACCACCACCUCCCUAUAUUUACAAGUCUCCACCACCCCCACCCCCAUCUCCACCUCCUCCAUAUGUCUACAUGUCCCCACCACCCCCAUCACCAUCUCCACCACCCCCAUACAUCUAUAACUCACCACCUCCACCAUCACCUUCCCCACCCCCACCUUAUGUCUACAAGUCCCCACCACCUCCAUCACCAUCUCCACCUCCACCCUAUGUAUAUAAUUUUCCACCACCACCAUCUCCAUCGCCACCUCCUCCCUAUGUAUAUAAGUCUCCACCACCACCACCGCCUUCACCACCUCCUCCCUACAUCUAUAAAUCCCCACCACCACCAUCUCCAUCACCACCACCUCCUUACUACUACAUGUCUCCACCACCCCCUUCUCCCUCACCACCCCCUCCUCCAUAUUACUAGACAAAUUAAAUUAUGUUUUUUAUAUUCAUAUUAUGUAUUUAUGAAGAGAAUAAUUGCUGCAAGAAGCACUGAAAUGAUUUCUUGGUGGCUCAUAUUCAUUCAUUCUGUCUCAAUGAAACACCCUUCUCAAGAGCUAGAACGACCAACGUGAACGUGAUGCUUCGCAGUGUUUAUAGAAAAAGACCUUUUCUUUGUUCCAGUUUCAUUACUCCAUCGGUUCAUGUCUGUAAUGGAGUGAUUAUUUUUGUUGUAUGUUCGCUUCUUUUAUACUUAUUAUUAUUAUUAUACGCCCUUAAAUAUUUCCUCAA
Messenger RNA from Populus nigra (black poplar), 1918 nucleotides. RefSeq names its product extensin-2-like. The coding region runs from base 27 to 1610 and encodes 527 amino acids. The record is from RefSeq and is a predicted model, not a curated record. The transcript is spliced from 2 exons. Lineage: Eukaryota; Viridiplantae; Streptophyta; Magnoliopsida; Malpighiales; Salicaceae.